AUGUCGGUAACAAAAAAUGCUGAUGUCUGUUUGGUUUGCUCAACACCCACUACUGGAUUCCAUUUUCAGAUAAAUUCAUGUCGUGCUUGUUCUGCAUUUUGGAGGCGUAGCCAACAAGGUGAAAGAAAAUAUCGAUGUCGUAGGAAUUCAAAAAAUUGUGAAGUACAUUAUAGCAUAAAAAAUGUUUGCCGUUAUUGUAGAUUUGAAAAAUGUAAAAGAGUUGGUAUGAAAUGGAAAAAUCAGGAAAAACAUUUUAGUGAUAGUUCAGAUGGUGAGGAAAAUUCAAGUUCAAUGAAAAGUCCUUUAAGUGUUAAUUCGAUACCAUCUACUACUAUUAAACAAGAAGUAAGCUUCUCUUCUAAUGUAUCAGAUGAUACAGCUGCAACAACAAUGUCAUCAUCAUCAUCAAAUAAUAUUUUUGUAAAUGCAAUAUCAAAAUCAACAUCACUAUAUUAUACACCAUUACAAUACUUAUCAUAUGGAAUUGGAUGCUAUUUAAGUAAUAUAAAUAAAGAUUUAUCAAUAGAUAAAGUAGAAAUAACGAGAAAAUUUACCUUUCGUAAAUAUGCAUUUUUUACAGAAACUUGUUGUAAUGAAUUUUCUAAAGCAUUAGCAAUAUCACCACAAUACUGUUCAUUACCUCCAUCUGAUAAAGCAAUAAUAUUUAAAAAUGUAUGGUCUAUUAUUCAUUCUAUAGAGCGUGUUUACACAUCAAUUAAACUUUAUGGUGCACAAAAUCCAGAUAUUGUGAUAUUAUUUAAUAAUUGUCAAGCUUCUAGUGAUGAUUUUGCUUACCUCGAUGAUAAAGAAUUAUCAACUAAAGAUAAAGAAGACUUUUAUAAUCUUUUUUUACCAGCAAAUAAAUUUUUAGUUAGUUCAAUGUAUCUUCCUAUGAAAGAAUUAAAUAUAGAUGAAAUUGAAUUUUCAUUUUUAAUAGGUUAUGCAUUAUGGUCAAUUCAAGGUAUUGAACAAAUAGGAACAGAAACUAAAGAAUUAGGAAAAAAAUUAAUUCGUGCAUUAAAUAAUGAAAUUCAUUCAUAUUAUUCAUUUGCCAAAAAGAUUGAUAAUUACGCACAUAGAUUAGCAGAAAUUAUCAAUUUAUUAGCAGCAACAGUUAAAUAUCGUGAUAUGAAAAGAGAAAUAGUUUUAACAUCUAAAAUUUUUAAUGUUUUUGAUGUUUGUAAAGUUGCAGCUGAUGUUAUGAAAAGAGAUCCAAAAGGGAUGCAUGGUAUCUUUGAUGUUAUUUUUAGUUCAAAUCUGUAUAUAAAAUAG
Strongyloides ratti is the source of this 1272-nucleotide messenger RNA. RefSeq names its product Nuclear hormone receptor, ligand-binding, core domain and Zinc finger, nuclear hormone receptor-type domain and Nuclear hormone receptor, ligand-binding domain and Zinc finger, NHR/GATA-type domain-containing protein. Gene Ontology annotation, molecular function: DNA-binding transcription factor activity; sequence-specific DNA binding; zinc ion binding. The transcript has 4 exons. Lineage: Eukaryota; Metazoa; Nematoda; Chromadorea; Rhabditida; Strongyloididae. Bases 1 to 1272 code for a protein of 423 amino acids. The record is from RefSeq and is a predicted model, not a curated record. Gene Ontology annotation, biological process: regulation of DNA-templated transcription.